GGUGUUGCAUGCUCAGGGAGUGUGACAGAGAUAGAGCGAUUCCAUGAGCAAGAAAGAGACACAGAGGCAGAAGAGAGGGAGAGCACGGAGCAGGGAGAGAGAGGGAUGAGGAGCAAACAGUGAGAUAGAGGUAGUUUGCAGGGCUGAGAUCUGCACACAAACGUGAGCAAAGGAAGGGGGAAGGAGGAAGAGAGCGGAGGGUGAAGGAGAGCAGGAGGAGGGGAGAGAGAGAGAGAGAGAGAGAAGGGGGAAUGCAAAGAUGAUGGAGCCCAGAAAUAGGCUUCAUAGGACAGAUUUUCAUCCCGGCUCUCUGCGGCAGACAUGACUCUGGGCACUGGACUGUGCUGAAAUUAGCCAGGGGGACAACACAGGACAGCAGGUCUGCAGCAACUGCCUCGGUUCAGCCUCACUUGAUGCAGCAAGGCAGCUGAUUUAUUACUGAGGGGCUGGGUGGCAGCGUGUUUGCGUGUGUGUGCAUGUGUGUGUGUGUGUGUGUGUGUGUGUGUGCAGGUUUUAUGGUUCCUUGUAACUGCUCGAAGCUGUGGGAGCGACCAUUCCUCCAGUCAUAAAAUGACAUUCAGCAGGCAGGGGCUUUGUGUGCUGGCGUGGAUCUGCAGUCUUCAGUAGGAAGUGGGAGAGAGGGAUUUGGAGCUGUCAUCGAGUGCAAGUGUGUGUUUACAGUGCUGUUCGCUGAGGUGAGCCAAGGAGGAUCAGCUGAAUGCAGUGUGUGUCUGUCUUUAGGUUAGAGUAGCAAGGGUGCAGCAAAGGCAAAGAUCCCACACAAUGCAAGGACGAGUGCAGAGCAGCACUGAUGGCAGAAGGUGCAGGUGAAGUACAAGGAGAGUCCUGGGGGUAGGGUGGAGGUCGAAGGCAGGGACAGCAGAGGAGGAAAGAGCGAAGCGAGGCAAGUGGAAAAGAGAGGGUGAUCAUGGCUGUCACGCAGUGAGCUAUAGCAUAUGCUGUAGCGCAGAACAGAGUGGUGCGGCAGGGGGAGGACAAGCAUCACUGCGCAGGGGAGGGGGGAGGAAGGGAGGAAGAGACUGAGGGUGAGAGGAGGGGGGGAGGCAAUCAGCUCAGCACCUCUCCUCUACCAGGAAGAGAGGCACAGCGGGACGGGCCCAGGAGAAGACUCACUGACGAGUCAAAGACAUACUGACGAGUAGCCAGGUCAACGUGUGGAGGUCAAAAAGGGAGCUGGGACAGGGGUCGGUGUACCCCUGGCAGGUCCAAGGGAACGUGGGCCGGUCCUAAAGAAGAAAAAAAGAUUUUGCUGGAGAAAGAGCAGUCGGCUUUUCCAAUUCCUGUUUCUCUUGAUAGUCCUGCCACCUCUCCACAACCAUGGGAGAAUGGACCAUCUUGGAGAGGCUGCUGGAGGCGGCUGUCCAGCAGCACUCUACCAUGAUUGGAAGGUGGCCAGAAAAAGGAGACCAAAGGGAUGUCCGUGUUGCUCUGUUUCUGCUGGAUAUGAUACUGCUGACGGUGGUGGUGAUUUUCCGAAUCCUGAUAGUCGGCAUAGUGGGUGAGAAGGUUUACGAGGAUGAGCAAAUCAUGUUCAUCUGCAACACCAUGCAGCCCGGCUGCAACCAGGCUUGUUACGACAAAGCCUUCCCUAUCUCGCACAUCCGCUACUGGGUCUUCCAGAUCAUCCUGGUGUGCACGCCAAGUUUAUGCUUCAUAACAUAUUCUGUCCACCAGUCAGCCAAAGCAAGGGACCGAAGCUACUCCCUUUUGCACCCCUACAUGGAUCACCACGGUCACGGUCACCACGGACGGCAUCAUGACCAUCACGCUCGCAAGCUUCAUGCCCGCAACGUCAAUGGCAUCCUGGUGCAUCCCGAUAGCAGUAAGGAGGAUCACGACUGCCUGGAAGUGAAGGAGAUCCCCAAUGGACCUCGAGGACUCCCUCAAACCAAGAGCUCCAAGGUGCGACGACAGGAGGGCAUCUCUCGCUUCUACGUCAUCCAGGUGGUGUUCCGCAACGCACUGGAGAUUGGCUUCCUCGCCGGGCAGUACUUCCUGUACGGCUUCAAUGUGCCUGGGAUGUUCGAGUGCGAUCGCUACCCGUGUGUGAAGGAGGUGGAGUGUUACGUGUCUCGUCCCACAGAAAAGACCGUGUUUCUGGUCUUUAUGUUUGCUGUGAGUGGCAUAUGUGUGCUGCUCAACCUGGCUGAGCUCAACCACCUUGGCUGGAGGAAGAUAAAGACGGCCAUGCGAGGGGUUCAGGCACGCAGGAAGUCCAUCUGUGAAGUGCGCAAGAAGGAUGUUUCACACCUGUCCCAGGCCCCAAACCUGGGCAGGACCCAGUCUAGUGAGUCAGCCUACGUCUGACAGAGGCUCCUCUGCCUGGGGGCUCAAGGACCUCUUACAUUUUGGAGAAGAGCUUUUCCCUGGCCCAGGACCCAGGAUCAUUAGGGCACAAAACUCACCACUGCAUUAUUAUUCAGGAGCAAGGACAGACUCUGUGUAGCAUCAAUUUCCAAGUAGACUUUGACACUUAAAGAGACGAGAAUCACCGGAAUCUCCAGAGGCAACUGUGUUUCUGAAAGAAAGCUUACACCUGAAGCAUUCACGAUGCAGAGGUUUGCUCUGCCAACGUGACACUAGCUGCCUUCAAAGAACCCAACAGAUUAAACUGAGCAAUUUCUAAACACUGUAAAGAUAGUCUGAGGUUGAACUGUCUGAAGUUCUCUAUUAUUUGCCUUUGCUGUAGGUCAGAGAUAAUCCCCUUAUUUUCCAAUUAUGUGCAUAUGCAAGAGCUUAAGCGUGUGCAUGCAUACGCAUGUGUGGGAAAAAAGCCAAUCUCUGACUCAAGUCAGAAAAUUGAAUGCUAAGCUACUCUAAGCUACCAAGAGAAAGAUGAUAUUAUUUCUCAUUGUCCACAAGCUUCGAGUGAAGUCACUUGGCGGACAAAUAAGCACCUUUUUUAAAACUUACACAAAGACAAACACAAAACCAAUAGCACUAAAACUAUCAGUGAUAACUGGAACACAGUAUUUGUUGUCAGUGUACGAACUCUUACUUAAAAAAGUUGUCACUUUUUCUCGUAUUCUUUGGUGCAUUAGGUCAUCAGACGAUAGACUGACAUUGUAGGGAGCCUUUGUGCAAAGUGAGACACAUGGUGCAUUCAAGAUGAGUAUGAUUUACUUUUCAACACUGUGUUACACUCCACAAUGCUCCCAGUGCCUGCAAGGCAUGCUGUUUACUCUCAGAAAAAGGAAAGUAUGUCAGUGUUUCCACUUCAGCUUACAAAGUUUGAUCCCUGUUUAAGAGGUAUUAAUUUUUUUUUCAAAUAAACAGGACAAAGUAUGGUAGUCACAUAUAUUUUAACAUGUAACCUCAAGCUUUUUUUCACAAGCAGAUCUGGUGCCAUAUGUCAAAGUUACUGUACAUAGAUGAAAUGUUAUAAUUACACUUAGCCUUUUUCCUUAUGCGGUGUAAAUGGGCUUCACUUGAAUGGGGAACAGGGGUUUGGGUGGUAAUGAAGAUUAAUCAUAGAUUGCCAGCUUUAACAAUAUGUAUUAUUAAUGUGCUCUUUGUUAAGCCUUCACCCUCUAAUGGAGACGUUAUGUUUCGAAAGUGUUCCCCUUUAUAAGGACUUUGAAAAAGGCAUGUAACUGAAGCAUUAAUAGAAUGGGUAGAUUACGACAUGUAAUUUUAAAAGAGACUGUUUUAUUUAUUUGCAUCCUGCUCCUGUGAAAUGUUAUACUUAGCAUGCAUGAAGAUGAAAAAUAUAUGAACAUAGAAUCCCCUUGUUGGAAUAUUGAAAGUCAAUACCUGAGAGGCUCCAGAACUGCAGCAAUAAUAAUAUAUAGUAUGUGAAAAAAAAUAUGUGAAUAAAUUAUUAUGCAAA
Messenger RNA from Labrus bergylta (ballan wrasse), 3850 nucleotides. Its product is annotated as gap junction delta-2 protein. Gene Ontology annotation, molecular function: gap junction channel activity. Lineage: Eukaryota; Metazoa; Chordata; Actinopteri; Labriformes; Labridae. Gene Ontology annotation, cellular component: connexin complex. The record is from RefSeq and is a predicted model, not a curated record. Gene Ontology annotation, biological process: cell-cell signaling.